GGUCAAGUUGAAAGAGGGCAUGGCGUUUCUGGGUGCCCGGCCCAGCAACCCCACCCUGUGGAUGGUGAGCCAGGAUGUGAGGAGCGAGGGGCACAGGGUGGUCACCCUCCAUUGCCGCAGGAAAGAGUCCAGCUACGGACAAAGGUCUGAGGAGGGUGUGCAGAGAGUCCUACAGGUGGACCUGGAGGUGGACAGCUUCCUGGGUCCACUGGGCAGCCGCUGGAUCACGUGGCAGGUGGAGUACCCGGGCAGCCGUGCCACGACGCAGGAGGCAGAGACAGAGAUCCGACUGGCCCAGAAGGACCUGGGGGGCAUUGUGCCCCUGGCCAUGGACACGGAGAUCCUGAAUACGGCCGUGCUGACAGGGAAGACGGUGGCUGUCCCAGUUAAGGUGGUGACCAUCGGAGCGGACGGCAUGGUCACUGACGUCUCAGAGGCAGUGGACUGUCAUUCCACAGAUGAAGAUGUGGUCAAGGUGUCAGACAGGUGUGACUACGUGUUUGUGAAUGGGAAGGAGAUGAAGGGCAAGGUGAGGAUGAUGGUGAACUUCACCUACAGCUACCUGAGUGCCCAGCUGGAGAUGAACGUGUGGAUCCCACGGCUGCCCCUCCAGAUCGAGGUGUCUGACACAGAGCUUAGCCAGAUCAAGGGAUGGAGGGUGCCCAUUAUGACCAGCAGCCAAAGGUCUGCACUGGACAGUGAUGAUGAGGAUGAUGAAGACCGGAGAGGAAGGAGCUGCACGUUACAGUACCAGAAUGCCAUGGUUCGAGUGUUGACACACUUUGUGGCCGAAGCUGCCGACCCCCGUGGUCAGCUGACCUUCAUGCUGGGCAGUGAUUGGCAGGUGGACAUCACUGGGCUGGUGUGGGACUUCCUGAAGGUGGAGGACCCCCAGAUAGCUCAGCUACAGGACGGACGCAUACUAGUGGGACUGGACAUGGGGAUGACCACCAUCCAGGUCCUGUCCCCCCUGUCUGACUCCAUCCUGGCAGAGAAGACGGUGACGGUAGUGAAUAACAAAGUAACCAUCACAGAGCUGGGGGUGCAGCUGGUCACCGGCCUGGCUCUGAACCUGCAGCUCAGCCCAGGAAGCAACAGGGCAAUCCUCGCCACGGCAUCCACACAGGAAGUGCUGCAGAGCCCAAAACAGGAGGCCCUGAUCAGUGCGUGGCUGCACUUCAGUGAUGGCUCCAUGGCUCCUCUGGACCUGUACAACUCAGACUACUUUGUCCUGACGGCCACGUCUCUGGAUGAGGAGGUGGUGACGGUGCAGCAGGAUCCCUCCUGGAAGUGGCCUGUGAUCGUGACCGAGGCUGAGGGCCAGGGCCUGCUGGUCAGGGUGGAGAUGACCGUCUGUGAGCUCUGCCAGAAGUUCAAGCGGCGCAGCGUUUUGGCUGCAGGGAACUGCAACGUCAAGGUGAAGUUUGGCCAGAGCGACAGUGGCACCUCGAGAAACAGUGACUACGGGCCAGAGGGCGAGGAGCUGGAGAACAGGUCCAGCGACCGCAGGCAGCAGUCUCCCUCCCAGGACAGGACUGGAUUAGAAGCCCACUACUACGGCAGCUCCAUCUCUGACAUGGAGAACGGUGUCAUGAGGAAGGUCACCACCACCACUAAGAGUACCAUCAUCAGGAGGCCCAAUGGAGACAAGCUGUCAGAUGAUGGGAACCAGGUCCAGAACAUGCCAGACUUCCCUGCCCAGGUGGACCUCCCUCGCAGCCACAACAUGGAGGAUGAUCUGAUCCAGACAGCCCGGGGCCUCACUGACCUGGAGAUCGGCAUGUACGCCCUGCUGGGGGUCUUCUGCCUGGCCAUCCUGGUCUUCCUCAUCAACUGCAUCUCCUACACCCUCAAGUACCGCCACAAGGAGCUGUCCAUCGAGGGCCAGGAGAGCAUGAACCACGCCCACGACUGGGUGUGGCUGGGGAACGAGGCAGAGCUGCUGGAGAGCCACAUGAGCCUGUCCCCACAGCAGGACGAGCUCACCUCCAUGGUGGACUGCAGUGCCGGGCUGGAAGAGGGCAGCCACCUGCUCAACGGGGCCUCUUCCCAGAAGAACGUGCAGGGCCAGGUACACCGGGCAGCAGACAGGGCGAGCUGCACAGCCAAGGACAGCAAAGGAGACUCGCCUACCACAAAGAGGAAGCGUGUGAAGUUCACCACGUUCACCACCAUCCCACCAGACAAUGGCUGCCCCACUGUCAGCACACUGAGCAUGAGCCACAGCCAGGACAUUAAGUGGGUGUGCCAAGAUGUAGAGCUGGGGGACUCCAAGGAGCUUCGGAACUACAUGGAGAGGUUAAAUGACAGUGCUUUAAAAGAGGUGGCGUAAUCUGUGUGCUCAGUGCACUUAUAACUCACCCUUAUGCCUUUCACAGUGAGCUGGGCCUGGACAGCACCUAAUGCUGAACCUAGAAGAGGUUGAAAUCUGGAAGCAACAUUUUUGUGAAUCACAUGGGACUGCCAAAGGGAAAAUUAAUUCAAGAGGACAAAAAUAGUAAUGAUACCACACAGGACUAAUGGCAAAUCGUUAACUUGAAAAGAAACAUAAUUUUUUGAUAAUUUGUUUAUUUCUGAAUAUCUUCCUACCUUUUAAUCAUUAUUUCGUGAUGGUUCUUUUGUAGGUAGACUCAAGCCAUGUUCCCAGACUAGCUCUGCAUUACUGACAAAACUACAAAAUGUUACGCAGAUGAUGACAUGUAGAUUUAAGAAUGUAAAUGAACAAAUAUUCAAGAUGUAUAUAAAGUACUCAUUGAAAGGUUUUGGAAGUUUUGUAGCAUUUUGAAUAUUGAUUUCCUAUUCCACAUCCUGUCGUUCUUUUGUUUUUUGAUAAAUGUCUGGGCCCCCAGGAUAGACCAGAGCCUACAGAACUUCCUGCAUGUGGUUUGAAAUAAAGGCACACAUUUUAGGUUCAUCUUUACCAGAAGACACAGAGAAACGGUUAUGUAUAUACUGAACAGUCCUCCUACAAGGCAUUGUAUUGUUGCUCUGUAUAUUGUAUUUUCAUAACUGUCAUUUAAAGAACAUACAACAGUG
Messenger RNA from Salvelinus sp. IW2-2015, 3036 nucleotides. RefSeq names its product transmembrane protein 132D-like. The record is from RefSeq and is a predicted model, not a curated record. Lineage: Eukaryota; Metazoa; Chordata; Actinopteri; Salmoniformes; Salmonidae.